AUGCGCCAUGCCCUUUGUUUGCCCGUCCAGCGCUGGGCGGAGUCGCGGCUUCGUGCGGAGGUGGCCGGGGAGGUGACGGCGCAGUGCAGAGGUGGCCGGGGAGCCGCCGGACGGUGUAUGGCGCGGGCGAACGAGCACCAGGAUGUCCAUGUCUCCUCCGGCGGCGUCCAGGCCUACACCGACUACGUCGACAGCGACUGCAAGAGCAAGUGCCCCUUGUGCCUACCACCGUUCGAGUGCUAA
This is a messenger RNA of Miscanthus lutarioriparius, 243 nucleotides long. The record is from the annotation of a GenBank genome assembly. NCBI's taxonomy places the organism in Eukaryota, Viridiplantae, Streptophyta, Magnoliopsida, Poales, Poaceae.